Chelonia mydas (Green sea turtle) is the source of this 6089-nucleotide messenger RNA. RefSeq names its product sodium channel and clathrin linker 1 (gene SCLT1). The transcript is spliced from 19 exons. The record is from RefSeq and is a predicted model, not a curated record. The coding region runs from base 206 to 2020 and encodes 604 amino acids. Gene Ontology annotation, biological process: clustering of voltage-gated sodium channels; cilium assembly. Gene Ontology annotation, cellular component: centriole. NCBI's taxonomy places the organism in Eukaryota, Metazoa, Chordata, Testudines, Cheloniidae.
CUCGGAUUCCGAUUGGUGGAUUGAUUUGUCACGUGAGCGGCCCAGUUCCUCGCGGCGGCGGUCGCUAAGGCAGUUGGUGGAAGUAGCGCUAGUUUUUAGCGGGCUGGCGGUACCCGUUGGACAGGCUCUGCAGCAUAGCUGGAAAAAACAGCAGUUUACUGAAUCUCUUUAUUACCAACAUCGGACUGCACAUGCAGAUUAAAAUAUGGCAACAGAGAUCAACUUUCUAAGAGAUCAAAAUCAGAGACUAAAUGCGGCACUCAGACAGCAUCAAGCAGAGAACCUUCUGAGAACUACCUCUGUGCAAAAAAAUGUCCUAAGGGGUGAUGACACACUGAAACCCUGGCUGGCUGACCAAAGCUUACUGUUCCCUCUAAUUUCUGAGUAUGAUAAACAUCUGGAGGAAAUGAGUGAACAGCUGCAGUAUUAUCAGGCACAGAUGGGCGAGAUGAGACUAAAACUUGAACAAGUCACCAAGGAAAAUGAAAGGCUGCAUGAGGAAUUGAAAGAGGCUGUUGAGAAGCAGCUGGAGGCCCUUCCUUCUGGCAUUCUCUUGGGGAGUGAUGUGUUUGCAGAUGAAGAAAUAGUAAGAAACCUUCAAGAUCAGUUACAACUAGCCAAUCAAGAAAAAGAGCAAGCACUAGAGCUCUGGCAGACAGUAUCACAGGAACUAGAUCAACUCCAGCAGCGGUACCAGGGGCACAUGACUGAAGCACAGAUUCAUGUGGUAGAAGGGCAAAAGCAAAAAGCUAACCAACAAUUUCUGAAAACAGUAACAGAACAGAAUAUGGAACUAGAACAGCUACGCAAACAACUGAGGCAAGCCAAAGUAGAUGUGAGAACAGCAACUGCUAAAGUUGAUGAAAUGACCAAAUUGUUAGUGGACCUUCAAGCCCAGAUGGAGAGAAAGGAAGAAGAUGUAGUAUCUGCUCAGGAGAGAGAGGAAGCAUCAGACAAACGCUUGCAGCAAUUGCAAUCUAGCAUAAAACAAUUGGAGACGAGAUUAUGUGUAGCUGUACACGACUCUGAACAGUUGAGAACAGAGAGGACUGCUCUAGAAAAACAAACUAGAGAGCUACAGGCAAAGUGUGCAGAUCUAGAAGAGGAAAAAUAUGAUGCUAUAGUAAAAGUCCGAGACAGCAUGCAACUCUUAGAAGAAGCUAACCUACAAAAAAAUCAGGCCCUGCUCGGAGAGAAGCAAAAAGAAGGGGAGAUAGAAAAUAUGAAAGAAGCAAUUUCUCAGCUUGUACAAGAUGCUGCUGCAAGAACUAAAAAGGAAGUAGAGAAUGCAAGGAAGCAUUACAAUAUACAGAUUUCUCGAUUAACAGAAGAACUUUCUGCUCUUCAAAUGGAGUGUGGAGACAAGCAGAGUCAAAUUGAACGGGCCAUUAGAGAGAAGCGAGCAGUGGAAGAAGAACUUGAGAAAAUUUACCGUGAAGGCAGAGGAAGUGAAUGUGAUUACAGAAAACUGGAGGAACUACACCAAAGGUGUCUGAUAGCAGAACGUACAAAAGAUAACCUUCAGCUGUGUCUACAGGCGGCACGAAACAAAAUUAAACAACUGGAAAUGAACUCCGAGGAAGAGAUAUCUCGUUGCCAGGAAAUGGUUCGCAAGCUGCAAAGCAUUCUGGAUUCUGAAAGAGAAAACUCUGGCUCUAUUAGUGAACAAAGACUAAAACUUCAUCAAGAAAAUGAACAGUUGCGUAAAGAAGGAGAGGACUUGAGGAAACUGGUCAUGGAGGCACAACAAAAAGCUAAAUUAAAGAUAAGCACAAUGGAACAUGAGCAUUCGGUGAAGGAGCAUGGGUUUGAGGUUCGACUGAAAGAGAUGGAAGUCACUAAUCGAAAUUCCACUGUUGAACUGAGACGUUUGUUGGUGGCUCAGCAAAAAGCAACGAACCGGUGGAAGGAAGAAACAAAGAAGCUUACAGAAACUACAGAAACCAGGAUCAAUAAUCUGAAGAUCCUCUUCAGCCUCAGGUCCAGAUCCUGUGCCUCAGGUCCAGAUCCUGUAUCUUAGGUCCUGGCAGACAGCACACCCUUUUGUUCUACAGAUCAGCUCUGGUGAUGGACUUGUCUGUUCUUCGUAAUUGGGAGUCACCAGUCACAUAGACUUGGUGUUGGUGUGGUUCUCUGGCCUACCUCCUAUUCUUUCUGACUGCAAGUCCUCUUGUUUUUUGUUCUCCCUUGCAAUCUUCUGCAAGUCAUACUGUAUGCUCAUGGGGUUCCAAACUCUAGGUAUCUCCGUUGACUAUUCCCCUCUUCUUAUAGGUGUAGCCACUCUUCCCUUCUUUCUAGCCCUCCCCACUUCAGUUACUACCUGCUGUGCCCUUUCUUCAUUUUCCAGCUCAGCAAACCUAUUCCUGAGCUCUACUUUUUCACUACCCAGUCUUUUUUUCCUCUGCUUGGUUCUCAUAGUCAGAUGCUUCCACUGGCCACUCUCCUCACCCAGCAGCCUCCCCUCAGAGUUCUUCAGUCCAGCUUGCAUCUGCAGAGUCUUGACUUUUCCUUUCAGCGUCCUGUCACCUUCCUUCUAUCGUCGGCUUGAAUCCUCUUUGAAACUCAACCAUAGUUUUCACCUGCAUCUCCACACCUCAGAUGUUCUCUUCCAUCAGCUCUAUUUGAUGGCACUUCAUGCAUACAAAGCUCUUUUCAGAUACCCACUCCAGGAUAAUCCACAGCUUCCACAUGUGGUCAUAUUCAUUGUUUCUUCCAUUCCUUGGGUCAUUACCAGUGCUGCCUUUGUAUCUGUCCUAGGAAAAAUACAAAACACAAACAAGCACCAAAACAAAACUAGAACACCACAGAAUCCCUCCCUAAAACUCCCACUCAAACUCCUCUGUUUGCUGCUUUUGUGCUACUGGCUGGCUGUUUGGCUGUCUUUAUAGGCCCCCAAAUCAGGCAAACCUCAUCGCCUAAUCAGGACUCUGCUUCUCUCACAACACACUGCCCCCCUACCAGCCUGUGCAAACUGAAAGCAAAACAAAAAAAAAACACAAAAACUUACUCACUGUCCCUAAGGAACAGCAGCUUGCCUUCUCCCUUCUCCAGCAGAACUUCCCACUCAGAUUCCCCUAUUUAUUCGGUAGUCAUUCUUGAAAAUAAGGUCCUCAUCCAUAUUAGAAUCUAACAGAUUCCAAAUAUUUAUUUAAAAAAUAGAGGCAAAGUCUUGCUUUGCCAUGAAUUAAGAAAUAUUACUGUUGAUUCAUCUAAACGUAAAAUAACGGAGUGGUGAAUGCCUCAAAAAGAAGGCUUAUAAUGGAAAAUCAACAACACCCUUAAGUAUAGCGACAUUGCAGAACUCCUCUGUGAUGAAACUCGUUCUAGCUAACCUUCAGCAUAGUAACCCAGGGCUUAGUCAAAAGGCCACUGAAGUUAAUGGGAAGACUGACUUCAGGGAGCUUUGGAUUGGGGUCCAAGUUUGGUUGAUCGGCACUCAGCUCUCAACAUAUUUUAAGGGCUAGAUGCCACCUGGUACAAAGUUAGGUUUUCCUUGAAGCUACACAAACUUUAACAUUCUUCUUUAAAUAGCUUUUAAAACAUAUUUCAACUUAAUCUCAGCUUCUGAUAGAUCAGCAGCAUUGUGAUCCUCCAUGCAGAUGGCUGCAGAUCCAUUUUGGUUUUUGUAAACUGAACAGAAAACUCUACAUUUAGCAGUAUAUCCUAGUAGAUAUUCACUGUGUUUUGAGGAUAGUCUGAGCUAUAUCUUGGCACUUUGAGAAAUUAGUGUUUGACAUUUGAGGCUCAGUUAUAUAUACGAGAAUAAAAAGAUCAUGUUAAUGGUGGGAUCAAAUAGAAUUUUCUUAUAAAAAGUUAAAUGAUUUCUUUUUAAUGUGCUAUAUAAUGUUAGGUAAGUUUGUUUCUCAUUAAUUUGCAACCUCCUUUACAAAAACAUAUUGUUCUAUGGCCUUUCUGUACCCCAGUUCACCAGAGCUCACUGUUACUCAGUGUUUUUCUUCACUGAAUCACUGACCCAUUUGCUGAUGGUUGAGUUUCUUAUACCAUUCCUUUGCCUUGAAUCCUGGCACUGUUCAUUGCAGAAUUUUCUCCGUGUGAUUUCAGUCUCUCCUUUCCAGGUAUUUGAAAUAUUUCAGCUUCUCCUCUUAUUUCCCAGCAGCAGCUAUUUAAUUUUCCAUUCCUUCAGUGUCACUUGUUUAUCCUCUUUUCAGUCCACAGAGUUCUCAGUAUAUAGAGGGAAAUCCAAAAAUUUUUUAAAAAUAAACAGUAAAUGAGACCUUUUAGCAUUACUGCUGGCUAUUUCAUUUCCUAACUUAAAAAGUAAGCUGUAUGGACAAAAAAUAGGUUUUGGAAUUUGAAAGUGAAAAACCAAGUGAGACUAUUUAAAAUAAUACUAGAUACCUUCUCAGGUUGGUUAUUUCAGUGAAGGAAAUUAUAUAAAUACAUGAUGAUAUUUGGCAAGUAUAUUUUUAUACCUCAAUGAAAAAAUGAUCCAGGAUUUUUCAGUUACUCAGGACUCUGUUCAGUCUGAGCUCAUGAUCAUCCCUGUCUUUCAAAGCUCAACUUAGGUUUGUGGCAAAGCACUCAUAAAUUAGAGGAUAGCAUUGUGAAUAUAUGUAGACUGUAUUCCAUAAGAACACAGUAUGGUCUCAUUUAUGUUAUGAAGUAAAUUAGCAAGCAGACAUCAUCUAAAGAUACUGUACACUUCUUAAAAGAAGAUUAUUGAUAUUGGGUUUCACCUUGGCCCAGAAUGAGAGCAAGGAGCUAGGACUGUUCCAAUAUACUAAUGUCAAAAGUCAGUCUUGGAGGCAACGAAGAAGGUCGGUGCUUCUUACAACAAAGGUUAUGCUUCCAAACAAAAACGUUAUGCUUGGCAGUAUAAUAGCUUAUGACCAUUUUUAGUCUUUUUACUACUGUAAAAAGACAAAAUAGUUCUGCAAAAUGCACCGUGGUGACUUUUGAGCGCUUCAGUUUAUACAUGUAUUUUGAUAAUUAUAAUUGAAGGUACAAUAAAGCAAAAUUAAAAUGCAGUGAACUUAGCAAAUGCUUAUUACAUAUUGUAAUAUUUAUAAACUAAUUAUGAAAGAGAAUGAAAAAGUUAAGUCAUGAAAAGAAAUAGAAUGACCAUUUUCAAGUAAUACAAGUUGUGAGUCUCACUCUGGAGACAUGCUUCCAGCGUGUCAGUUAGUGGGAACUCUCAAAGCUAUAACAUUUUGAGGUCUGUUGCUCUCCACAUCAACAGUCAUGAGGUGAAAAAAUAUACAAUAUUUACAUUUAUUAAAACAUUUGUAAGCUCUUCAGAGCAAGGAAUUUCAUUGUCUGUCUACCAAUGUGAUAUAUGCCAUCACGUGCCAGAAGUGCCCCUCUGUCAUGUACAUUGGCCAAACCGGACAGUCUCUACGCAAAAGAAUAAAUGGUCAUAAAUCUGAUAUCAGGAAUUAUAACAUUCAAAAACCAGUAGGAGAACACUUCAGUCUCUCUGGUCACUCAAUAACAGACCUAAAAGUGGCAAUUCUUCAACAAAAAAACUUCAAAAACAGACUCCAACGUGCAGGUUUUUUGCCGCCCCAAGCAAAAAUUUGCCGCCUCAAGCUCCGAGAGCGCAACUGCUCAAGCAAAAAAAAAAAGGGGGGGGGGGGCGGGGGUGGCCGGAAUGCCGCCCAAGGGGUGAAAAGAAAAAAAAGAUGGCCAGAAUGCCGCCCUUGGAAUUGUGCCACCCCAAGCACAUGCCUAGAGCCAGUCCGGCCAAUUUGAAACUGCAGAAUUGGAAUUAAUUUGCAAACUGGACACCGUCAGAUUAGGCCUGCAUAAAGACUGGGAGUGGUUGGGUCAUUACAAAACCUAAACCUAAUUUCCCCCAUACUGAUUUCCCCCUACUGUUACUCUCACCUUCUUGUCAACAGUUUGAAAUGGGCCACUCUCAUUACCACUACUAAAGUUAUUUUUCCUUCCUUGGUAUCCUGCUGUUAAUUGAAUUGUCUCGUUAGAUUGACCUCACACUUGGUAAGGGAACUCACAUCUUUUCAUGUAUUUAUACCUGCUCCUGUAUUUUCCACUCCAUGCAUCUGAUGAAGUGGGUUCUAGCCCACAAAAGCUUAUUCCUAAAUAAAUUUGUUAGUCUCUGAGUUGCC